This is a messenger RNA of Insectozyma verbasci, 885 nucleotides long. The record is from the annotation of a GenBank genome assembly. NCBI's taxonomy places the organism in Eukaryota, Fungi, Ascomycota, Pichiomycetes, Serinales, Debaryomycetaceae.
AUGCCUCCACCACCAUUCCCAUUCAUAAUUGAUGCACAAGCUUUAUCUGGUAUAACAGGAUCAAUAUCAAUAUCAUGUUGGAUUAUAGUUUUUGCUCCACAAAUAUAUGAAAAUUUUCAAAGAAAAUCAAGUGAUGGACUAAGUUUAACAUUUAUCAUAUUAUGGUUAUUAGGUGAUAUUUUUAAUGUACUUGGUGCAAUAAUACAGGGUUUAUUACCUACUAUGAUCAUUUUAGCUAUUUAUUAUACAUUUGCGGAUAUAAUUUUACUUUAUCAAUGUUUAAUUUAUAAAAAUGGACCAAAAGAAGAAAUUAAAUAUGAACAUUUAUCACCUGCAAACCCAUUAAAUGAAGAAAAUACAUUAGAAGUAAGAGAUAAUAAUUCAUCAAUUUUAAUAAAUUCACUCAUGGUAUUUCUUGUUAUAUUAUCUGGAAUUAUUGGAUAUGCAAUUACUGGAAAAGAUGAAAAUAAAGGAAAUGAAUUGAUAUUGGAUCCUUUGGCUCAAUUUUUUGGUUGGUUAUGUGCUCUAUUAUAUUUAGGCUCCAGAAUUCCUCAAAUUAUAUUAAAUUUUAAAAGAAAAAGUUGUGAAGGUAUUAGUUUUAUGUUUUUCCUUUUUGCCUGUUUGGGUAAUUUGACUUAUGUUAUAAGUAUAUUGAGUAUUGAUAUGAGUUAUAGUUAUUUGUUAGUUAAUCUGUCUUGGCUUGCAGGAAGUUUAGGUACUUUGGGUUUAGAUUUCACUAUAUUUUUACAAUUUUUUAUGUAUAAUAAAGAUGAUAUUUAUUGUGAUUCAAUAUGUGAUACAGAAAGUGAUAUUGAGAGUGUAAAUAAUAGAGAUGAAGGUUCUUUGUUGGUUAAUGGUAAUCAAAGACAAUAUGGUACUAAUUAA